Gossypium raimondii (Peruvian cotton) is the source of this 1344-nucleotide messenger RNA. RefSeq lists its product as uncharacterized. The record is from RefSeq and is a predicted model, not a curated record. The coding region runs from base 69 to 782 and encodes 237 amino acids. The transcript has 2 exons. NCBI's taxonomy places the organism in Eukaryota, Viridiplantae, Streptophyta, Magnoliopsida, Malvales, Malvaceae.
CAUAUACUCAUCACAAUCAUUUUGAAAACUGAAUUCAACCCAAAAUUGUAAUAGAAAAAUAAACCCAAAUGGCUUUCGAAAAGGAGAAUCUUGAUUUGAUUUUAGUCCCUGCUGGUUUGCUCAUCAUGUUUGCUUACCAUCUAUUCCUUUUAUAUAGAUACAUACAUCGUCCUCACACAACAGUGAUCGGUUUUGAAAAUACCGAUAAAGAAGCUUGGGUCGAACGAGUAUUGCAGGCUGAUAAAGAAGCUAUUAGCAAUGCUCUAACAGUCAUUGCGUCGAACACCUCAGCUGCAACCUUUUUAUGCUCAGUUUGUUUAACACUAAGCUCUUUAAUCGGUGCUUGGCUCGGGAAUUCAUCAAAUAAUUUCUUCGUAAGCAAUUUAAUCUAUGGAGAUACAAGGCAAUCCACGAUGUCAAUCAAAUAUAUUUGCAUUUUAACUUGUUUUUUCAUUGCAUUUUGUUGCUUUGUUCAAUCGGCAAGGAACUUUGUUCAUGCAAAUUAUUUGAUAACUACACCCAAUUGUGAAGUACCGAUGGAAACUGUGAAAUUAACUGUUCUUCGAGGUGGUGAGUUUUGGUCACUUGGGCUUCGAUCACUCUAUUUUGCUCUUGAUUUGAUUCUUUGGUUUUUUGGACCAAUCCCAAUGUUUGUUUCUUCAGUAAUCAUGGUGUUUAUCCUUUAUUAUCUUGAUACAAACACUAAACCAUUGCAUUACCAUCAAAAUCUAAACACCCAUAAAGCUUCUUCAACAAGUAAUUGUUCGGUUGCCCAGUAUUGAUUUUUUUUUUACAAUCAGGUACAUGUCCGUUUUAUAGUUUAUUUUCAAGUUCGAGGUUAUCAUUCUCAACAAUCAUGGUGUUUAUCGUUUAUUAUCUUGAUACAAACUAAACCAUUCCAUCCUCAUCAAAAUCUAAACACCCAUAAAGCUUCUUCAAUAAGUAAAUUUUUUUUUUACAUCGAGUCCAUAUCCGUUUUAUAAUUCAUGUUCAGGGUCAGAGUUAUCCUUUUCAAUAAUUAUGGUGUUUAUCCUUUAUUAUCUUGAUACAAACACUAAACCACCGCAUCACCAUCAAAAUCUAAACACCUAUAAAAAGCUUCUUCAACAAGCAAUCAUCAUGAUUUAGUUGCCCAAUGUUGAUUUUUUUACGUUAAGCCUAUAUCUAUUUUACAGUUCAUAUUCAGGGUUAGGGACUGUUCCUUUCAACGAUAUUACAAUGUUCAGAGUUCGGGACUGUUCAUAUUUUUCUUUAAAGUGUUGUAUAUUUGUAUAAAUUUUGAUAUAUUUGUAUAUUCGGUUGCAUUGUGUUGAUAUAAAACAAAAGUUGAUUUUGAGUUUGAUU